GCAUUCGGUCCAUGUAUUCCUCGGGCUCCAAAAAAAUACCUGUCAAAUGUUAAGUGCCCAGAGCCAAUAAAAAAUAAAAUCUCGAGUGAUAUAUUUUUAAAAAGACUAUUUAAAAUAUGUAGUGACAUUGAAAUUCAAAUUACGCGGGUUAAACUUAAAACCCGAUAAUUGAAUCGGGGGUUUUAAUUACUAGCUAUUAUAAUCUUUAUUAAAUUAUCAAUAAGAUAAUAUUUUAUUUGAAUUAAUAACAAAAACAAGAAUUUAAUUUAUGAGACAUAUAUAUAAAUAUGACGAGAGAGGAGCGAGGAGGAUAAUAAGUAGAUUUAUUAAAUUACGCCGUGCUCGUGGGCGGUUACCUGUGACGUUUCUCAAUAAAGUGACACUUGCUCGAUUCUCGAUGCCGUUUUGAUUUAAAUUUCUCGCGAGAUAAAAAAAAAUAUAUAAAUAAAAAGCUGAAAGUGAUAGCGACGUAAAUAUUGAGCUGCUGGAAAUUAUUUAAGUGAAUAAUAUAUAAUGAGCGCAGAACGACGCGCGAUUAUUUACGUGCGUCGUUCUAUGAUACAUUUUUUUUCUGACAGUUAAUUAUUUAUUUGUGAAAAAAUAUAAGAGUAAUUUUAGAAUUAUGAAUAUCAUGCGUAAAUUACGAGGGGGAAGUGCAGUUGGAGGUAUGGGUUCCAGUGGAACUGGAAGUGUUGAUGACUGUGUGGGCGGUAGUAAUCCUCAGCAUACGGCACUAGGUCUUAUGCACCUAAAGAAAUUAUUUUCUGAAUACACUCACCCGCCGCAUCCGCUGUCGGAGACCGAGAAAGAUGAUAAGCUUUAUAAUAUGUUGCCAUUGUUUUGCAAGGUCUUUGGGUCUAGUCCUGCUGGAGAUAUGAGCGAGAAAUUCUGGGAUAUAUUGGCUUUUACGCAGCAAGUGUCCAAGCUGAUGGUGUCGGAGAUAAGAAGACGGGCGAGCAAUCAGAGUACUGAGACCGCCAGCUGUGCGAUAGUUAAAUUAUUAGAGAUUGAAAAUAGUGAGGAGUCGAGUAACGGGUGGAUGUUGCUGUCGACGUUAAAUUUAUUAGCCGCUGGUGACGCGUCGUUGAUACAAGCGAUGACAACGGCUUCAGUGCCAUCGACACUUGUCAAGUGUCUGUAUUUGUUUUUUGAUUUACCUGAAAUGAAUGACGCAGAAGCGGAUCUCACUGAUGUUAAUAGUGAAUUUACCCCACGGGAACGCAGAAUAUUGCUACAAAAAAUAUUUGUACAAUUACUGGUGCGGCUUUGUAGCCACCCGUAUCCAGCAGAAGAACUGGCACGGAAAGAUGAUUUAACGUUAUUAUUCUCGGCGAUAACUAGCUGGUGCCCGCAGUACAAUGUCAUGUGGCGUAAAAGCGCUGCUGAAGUAUUGAUGACAUUAUCACGACAUGGACUCACUCAAAAUGUCGUAUCUUAUAUUCAUAACAAAGGAUGUAUAGCGCUUUGCAUUGACAAUAUGCAACGUGUACCUGAACUAGCUCCGCUUGAAGUUGUUGAAAUGUUUGUAACGGUAUUUUGUUUUCUAAAAGACUCUAGCGAAGUAUCACAAAUGCUUUUGGAUGAUUUUCGCGUUUGUCAAGGAUAUAUUUUCUUAUCAGAAUUUCUACUUAAACACGCACCUUCGCGGCUCGAACAAGAGGGAAACGCCGAGGCGCAAGACGCUAUCAGGAAUUUGGUAUUGAUGUUGGCUUCGCUGACAAUGUGCGGACACACUGAAUUGAAACCGAGUCAAGCAAGUAUGGGCUCGUUGUUUCAAAUGUUAGGGUUUUCUCUGCCACAGCCAAGCAAUCGAGGCGGCAGUGUCAGAAAUAUUCAAGCAUUCCAAGUACUACAAUCUGUAUUCGUCAAGUCUAACUCGUCACUUUUGUGCUGCACUAUACUCGACGCCAUAUCCAGUGUUUAUCACAGUGACAAUGCUAAUUAUUUUAUACUAGAAGGACAAAAUACCCUAUCACAGUUUGCUGAAAAAAUAUAUUUUAAAAAUCCUGAGAUACAAAAAAAAUUCUUUCAAUUAUUAGAGUUUAUAGUAUUUCAGCUUAACUUUGUGCCUUGCAAAGAACUCAUAUCCCUAUCAAUUCUUCUCAAGUCUAAUCACUCGGUCAGUUGCAGUAUAAUGGCGAUGGAGACGCUGCUGAAUAUUCUGCGACACAACGUGAUAUUCAAGGACGUGUACAGAGAAGUAGGAAUGCUGGAAGUGUUUGUUACUUGUUUGCAUCGUUACGCGACGCUGCUUAAGGACAAGCAGUCGGCAACUGACCAGGGCUUGGAGUACAAAAUGUGCCCGGAGCAAGAGCGUCUUGGUCAGCUGGUGAUGGAAGCUCUUACAACUCUACUGGGCGGCAAUGUGCAGAAUGCAAAUGUUUUUCGAGAGUGUACUGGAGCUCGAUGUGCCCACAAUCUCGUUCCCUACAUGGAGUGUAGGUUUCAGGCACUGAGUCUCGUCAGAGAACUUAUUCUCAGCGCCGGUGGAGAUGACGACAUGGCAACUCUGCUUGGUGUGAUGCACUCGGCACCUGCGAACGCCCUGGUUCUCAAGUCUCACAUACUCCUGGCACUUCUUACAUGUUUACGAGAGUCCCAUCGCACUCGAACUGUUUUUCGUAAAGUUGGGGGUUUUGUUUACGUAAUGUCAGUACUCGUUUCUCUUGAAGGCCAACUAGGACCACUGCCACACAAUUCUUCAGAACCUUGUAACGAUAACAUUCCAGAAAGAAGUACACAAGAUGAAUCACAACUUCUUAAUCUACUUCAUCUUGUCUUUCAGACAAUUUGUACUGCUAUGAGAUUUGAACCAGCAAAUGCUAAAUUUUUUCAUUUAGAAAUAUGUCAAUCUAGUUUAUGUGAUACUCUACGACUACUUGGUUGUUUUUCAUCUCAAACUACACUUACUGAGUGUAAUAAUCCAGUGCCGUCAAUAAAUUAUCACAAUACCUGGCAAGGUUUGUUCAAUGGAAAUGUUCUGGAACCGUCAUUUCCAAGUGAAAUACCAAAGAGUCUUUCGUACGCGUGUUUAUUGCUAAGAUUGCUCUACGACGUAGCGCUUGAUGUCUUUGAAAAGCCAAACUUUGCAGCCAUUGGCACAAGAUCACCGUGCCAUAGACAAUCCAGCUUGGAGAACCAAAAGUCUGUUGACUCUCCAGUGAGUGGAAAACGUUCAACUGUCAAUUCACUGAAUUUAAAUCCCCCUGCACCAGAGCCAAUUAUUGUCCAUCCAGGUAUUGUUGUAGGGAUGCUUCACCUGUUGCCUUCAAUAACUGACCGAACAAAACCAGAGUAUGCUCUGGCUCUUCAGAUUUACAUUGCUGAAGUAAUUAAGAGUCUCGUGCGCUCGGAACGGAAUCAACAAGUCAUGUGCGACUCUGGAAUGGCUGGAGAAUUAUUAACUAUGGGCAGAGUUGCGUUGCAAGAUGAAACUCAUCCGCUCCAUCAACCUCUUCAGUACAUAAUUGAACGUCUGGCAGCUCAGUCAUUAGAGCCAAAAGAUUUACGUGAAUUUUUACGACUCGGUGAUCCACUUUGUUGCAUUUCGCUGGACGAUAUAGAGCCAAACAAACAACGUGGGGGACCAGUUCCUUUGACGCGUAUCAAAACUCUUGUGUCAAUGACAACACCAAAAGACUUUAGAGCUCACGGGUCGUGUACUCUGCCGCCAUUCGUUGAGUUUGACAUGAGCGCUGAAGGAUUUGCGAGUCUUUAUCUUCCUAGUAUCGCACCGCAGAGCACAACUCCACCGACAGUAGUCUCUGCUGACAACAGCGUACUGGGUGGCAUUGGUUCAGGUGAUCGGUUGUUCCCACCCCAAACUGGACUUACAUACAGCACAUGGAUAUGUGUCGACAAAUUCAGCGACCCACGAACAGAUCCUCACUGUGUGAGACUUUUAACUUUGGUACGGAGUCCACCCUCGGGUACUCGAGACAUAAUUUGUUUUGCUGCUGUCUUGAGUGCUAGAGAUAAAGCUAUUAUUGUUUCAACACAAGAAACUCAGAUGCCGCAGAGUAUUGGAGAAUGGGAACCCGAAGGCACUGGAGAAAGUGGAGCACGAGUUUGGUGUCCCGAUUUACUUCACGAGGGACAAUGGCAUCAUAUAGCUAUUGUAUUGAAUCGCGCAGUUCUGAAAAAUUCAAGUUUUUCUCUCUACUUGGACGGCCAACAUAUUCAAAGUCAAAAACUUCAUUACAUCACACAAACACCUGGCGGAGGGGCUGCUAAUUUGACCGUAGCAUCGCCUGUUUAUGGUUACGUCGGUACACCUCCAUGCUGGAGACGUUACUCAAAGUUGACUUGGAAACAAGGACCUUGUCAUUUAGUUGAAGAGGUUUUCAACUCACAAAAUAUACUUACGUUAUUUAAAUUGGGCCCUCACUAUAUGGGAAGUAUGCAAGCACCUCAAUUCAUCGGACCUGAACCUCUGUCUUCUCUGCUGUCGGAAGAAAAAGUUGUAUUUGGAUUGAAUGCCAAAGCCAUGUCACAACUAACGCUAGCAAAAAUACGAAAAGUCUACAGUAGAGCAGAUACUAAGUCAAUAGCCAAGCAACUUGGCAUGUCUUCUCAUGAAAAUGCAACUCCGAUACGCGUUCUCCACAACUCUGCUGGUCAUCUCAGUGGACCAGCUCGAGCUCUCGGAGGAGUCGUGGUUGGUUAUCUAGGCGUGCGAGUUUUUAAUCCACGUCCAGUUGCCACGACAAUUGACAACGUAGGAGGAUGCUCAGUGUUACUGGGUCUCAUUGCCAUGGCUCAGGAUGUCGAGUCUCUGUACGCGGCAGUAAAAGCUCUGGUGUGCGUCGUGAGAUCAAAUCAAGCUGCGCAACAAGAAAUGGAUCGUCGUCGAGGUUACCAGACUCUAGCCAUGUUACUAAGAAGAAAAUGUCCUCUACUAAACAGUCACAUUCUUCAUUUGACAUUCAGUCUAGUGGGUACUGUUGACAGCGGACGUGAGACCAGCGCCAUUCCCAAUGUCACUGCAUUCCAAGACUUGCUCUGUGAUUUACAAGUGUGGCAUGAAGCUCCCGGUGAGUUACUUCGUUCUUUAUUAGAGCACUUGUAUGAAUUAGUAGCUGAGUCUAAUGAAAAACGAACCAACCUAAGACUGAUGCGGGAUCUACAGUUGGUUCAUAAAUUAUUACAUAUUUUAAGUGAAGUCAAGCAGAACUCAACGCGACAAGUUCUUCUAGCGCUGCUGAGUAUCUUGCUGGCACAGCCACGUCAAGCGGAUCUUUUGUGGUUCGGUCAAUUUAUCGUCGCUACAUUGCCUCUGGUAUCAGAAAAACAUUUAGUUCCACGUGAAAAUGAAGGCCCGAAAGAAGGUGAAGGCGAAAGUAUUUUACUACGCAACAGAUGUCUUCAGUUAUUACACUCGCUAUUGUUUAAUGGAUCCAAAGUAAAUGCAACAAUGUGCGAUGAAUUAGCGAAAGUUCUUGGUUUGGACUGGGUUCUAUUGUUUUUACAAUCAGGUCUACACAGUACAACUAUUGUGUGGGGAUUAAGGAUACUCGUAGCUGUUUGUUCAGUCCAAUCGAUACUUCAAAAGUUCAAAGAGGGAUCGAGUAAUAGUGGCUGGUUACGACACACUGAUCAUAAUAAAAUGGCAAUGGCCUUGGGGUGUCAGCAACAAACUUCAACUGGUGAAGUAAAGCCAAUAGGUUUAAAUGUACCGGGAUUCCAACAUCUCGGCUGGCUACUUCCUCAACACGUAGAUCUUGUUCCCGAACUCUACUUUCUUUUUAUUGGGCUCAUGUUAGUCCAGCCAAUAAAAUUACUGCCAGCUGACUCUAAAUUAGAACUUGAUAAUAUCUGGAAUUUUAUGUUUGGCGUACCAGCAAAUCAUUCAUUGUCAUCUUUCAAUGGAAAAAUAAAUUUAUGUCCGGAUGCUGUUGUUGUGCUUCUAGCUAUGGUUCGCACUAUGCUUAAUAUGCACUUUAAUAAUCCAGACAGCUUACCCGAGUGGCUUACUGAGUAUCCAGUGACAAUAAUACAAUUUUUAUUUUUUCUCUAUCACAAUUUCACAGAUUUUAUGCCAGUAUUUAUGUCAGCUGAAGUCUUGGGCGCUUUGGCGGGUACAUUGUUCCCAAAACCUAUUACUGGAAGUCAAGACAGCAGUGGAGCAAGUACUCCAGCGGAUGAACAGGAGCCAGUGCUGGUGAGAUCACCAUCUAAGGACAUCGGGUUAACGAAUCACCCGGCAAGGAAAUUUGUCAUGGAUUUCCUACGAGUUAUUGUCGUAGAUUCCCUGUCUCUUCCAGUGACAGCUAAAUCUCCACCGGCGAUAGAUCUAGUGUUAGAAGCCUGGCCAGAGUACGCGUCAACUGGUCAACAGACGCGUUACCAAACAGAAAUAUUGUCAAUUUUAAUGGAACAUCUUUUAGCUGCCGAUGUAUUGAUCGGCGAACAAGCAGCAUUGCCUGUAGUUCCUGGCGGCUCUGUUAAUAAUAUAACUAAUAAUGUUUGCUAUGUUACAGCGAGAAUUGUUGACAAACUGUGGCAAGGAGCAUUGACCAAAGACCCGCAUGAAGUCUUUGACUUUAUUGUUAAACUUAUUGGUCAAGCUAAAAGGCGACCCGGGGCCGUCAGCAUGGAAGGUCUUCAUCAUUGUUUAAAUAGAACAAUAUUAUUUUUGUUGUCACGAGCAACAGAUUCAAUUGCUGAUCAAAUGGCUGUUUUGGAAGCUCUGCAUAAAUUGACAACUCACAGAUUACUUGUAUUUGGUGCUGGGAAUCAUGAACUGGAAUUUAUCAGCUGUUUGACCUACUGUCUUCUUCAGCUUACUGCUGACAUUAAAAUAAUGCUAGACACAAAUAUGAAAACUACUUGGCAUGUUAAUCCUCAGGUUGAGUCAAGUGAUGACCGACUGACGUCUCAUCAAGGGCACAAUCUUAUGGCAGUAGCGGCAACAAGAGUCUGGGAAGAAUUGUACGCAUGUAAAAAACCAGCUAUCGAGGAAGUAUUCAAAAUUUCGUUGCCAGCUCCAGUCGGCAAUGAACGUGCACCAGAUUUAUCGAGUGUACGUGAUCUUGUUCAUGAACAAGCCACCAGACUUUGGCUUAAUUACGUUGUCUUGGAACGCAAAGCUUCAUACAGAGUACCCUGGGAGCUUCAUAAUCAGAUUCAGUCGAAAAUACAAAAAGUAACUGGUGGAUUGACACGAUUAGCAAGUCGCACAAAAGUACGGAAAGAAGAGUCUGUAAGACCGAGACUGAGGCUUCAUCACAGCGCAGUUGCUCAGUGGACAGAGCAACAUGUCGGGUUGGUAAGAGAAUUGGCUGCUACUCGUAAGCUUCAGCAGCAGCAAACUUAUCAGCAUACCCAGCGAUAUGUUUAUCAAGAAUGGCUGCAGACUGAAACUGAAUUGACUCGCGAACGCGGACUCUGGGGUCCGCCGACUCCAACUGUUCUGGACAAAUGGAUGCUGGACAUGACAGAGGGGCCGUGUAGAAUGCGCAAGAAGAUGAUGAAAAAUGAUCUGUUUUAUAUUCACUAUCCUUAUCGACCAGAGUUGGAUCAUCCUGAUAACAAACAACUCAAGUAUAAGGUAGCCACGAGUAUGGACAGUAAAGAAUAUUAUUUGAAGCAACUUGGUAAUUCAUCAGGUAUGUUUGAACGUGAACGGGAUCCAGUUAUUGACGAUACUCCUUUAGCUAUGCACGAAGGAUCAACUGAAAGUGAACCACCGAUGGUACCUUGCACGCUGGAACGUCACGCAAGCGAACCUGAUGAAGCGCCAGAAGAUAACGAACAAGAGGAAGAAAAUAAUCAAGCUGUUCCUGAUAAUCAGACACUGCUAAGACUGCUUGAAGAGCAUGAAAAAAUCAGCCACAUGUUUAGAUGUGCCAGGAUCCAGGGUUUAGAUACCACAGAAGGUCUUUUAUUGUUUGGCAAAGAACACUUUUAUGUUAUUGAUGGAUUUACGCUGCUUAAGUCCCGUGAGAUCAGAGACAUUGAGAGUCUACCGGAUGCUUAUGAACCGAUACUGCCUUCGCCUGGUUCACCAAGAAGAUCUCGAGCCAUGAGACAGUGUUCGAAAUUCAAUUAUGAAGACAUCAGAGAAGUUCACAAAAGAAGAUAUUUACUACAGCCCAUGGCACUUGAGGUAUUCAGUGGUGACGGUAGAAAUUAUUUACUAGCAUUCCCAAGAAAAGUACGGAACAAAGUCUACCAAAGAUUCAUGACAUUUGCAACGGCGAUUGCUGACAGCGCUCAUCAGUCAGUGGCAGGACAAAAGAGAACAGCUAAUGUUGAGCAAGCUACUGGAUUACUUUCGAAUCUUAUUGGCGAGACUUCGGUGACUCAGCGAUGGGUAAGAGGAGAAAUAUCAAACUUCCAGUAUUUGAUGCAUUUAAAUACUUUGGCUGGACGAAGUUACAAUGACUUGAUGCAGUAUCCGAUAUUUCCUUGGAUAUUAGCAGACUACGACAGUGAAGAAAUUGAUUUUAAUGAUCCGGCGUCUUUUAGAGAUUUCACUCGACCUAUGGGAGCACAGAGCCCCGAAAGAUUGUUACAAUUUAAAAAGAGAUACAAAGAAUGGGAUGAUCCUCAUGGUGAAACUCCACCUUAUCACUAUGGAACUCACUACUCGUCGGCAAUGAUCGUUUGUUCUUAUUUAGUAAGAAUGGAGCCUUUUACCCAGCAUUUCUUGCGGCUUCAAGGCGGUCACUUUGAUCUUGCUGAUAGAAUGUUUAACAGCAUCAAAGAAGCGUGGUCGUCAGCUUCCAAACACAAUAUGGCUGAUGUCAAAGAGCUUAUUCCCGAGUUCUUUUAUCUUCCCGAGUUUCUUAUCAACUCCAAUCACUUUGAUUUGGGUUCCAAGCAGAGUGGAGUCCAAUUAGGCGACAUUGUGCUCCCGCCUUGGGCAAAGCAGGAUCCUCGUGAGUUUAUCAGAGUCCAUCGGCUGGCAUUAGAAAGCGACUACGUCUCCCAAAAUUUGCAUCACUGGAUAGAUCUUAUAUUUGGCUACAAACAAAACGGGCCUGCAGCCGUCGACGCAGUCAAUGUAUUCCACCAUUUGUUCUACGAAGGCAACGUUGACAUCUACACCAUAGACGAUCCGCUAAAAAAGAACGCAACAAUUGGAUUCAUAAAUAAUUUUGGACAAAUACCUAAACAGCUAUUUAAAAAACCCCAUCCAUGUAAAAAAAUGACUGUAAGAACGAGUGUUAUUGACCCAGGACCAAUAACUCCGGGUUUAAGUAUCACAGCAACAGAUAAAUUAUUUUUCCAUAAUCUAGACAAUCUAAAGCCUUCAUUGCAGCCCAUUAAAGAGCUGAAAGGUCCAGUAGGACAAAUAUUACAUAUUGAUAAAACAGUAUCAGCUGUUGAACAAAAUAAAACACUUAUUCCUCCUUCGUUUAAUAAAUAUGUAGCCUGGGGUUUUGCUGAUCAUUCAUUGAGAAUAGGUAAUUAUGACAGUGAAAAAGCAAUAUUUGUUUGUGAAGCAAUGAUGCAAAGCAACGGAGAAAUAGUUGCUUGUGUUUGUCCGUCUUCCAAAUUGAUUGUCACAGCAGGAACAAGUUCUGUUGUUACAGUAUGGGAGUACUCUAAACGUCAAUUGUCAAUAAAACAAUGUCUGUAUGGUCAUACGGAAGCAGUAACCUGUCUUUCAUCAAGUCCUGCUUACAAUGUGAUUGUGUCUGGGUCACGUGAUGGUACGGCAAUAAUCUGGGAUUUGUCCCGGUGUCUUUUUGUACGACAGCUAAGAGGUCAUGCUGGUCCUGUAGCAGCUGUGGCUAUAAACGAUCUCACUGGUGACAUUGCCACCUGUGCAGCAACUUGGCUCCACGUUUGGAGCAUCAAUGGCGAAGAAUUAGCGAGUGUCAAUACGUGUGUGGGUCGUGCUGACAGAAUGCAACAGAUUUUGUGUGUCGCGUUCAGUCAAACACACGAGUGGGACUCGCAAAAUGUAAUAAUGACUGGUUCCACUGAUGGUGUUGCUCGAAUGUGGUCAAUGGACUAUGUCCAGGUGCCUGCUGAAGAAGAAAAACCCGAAGAAGCAGCUGACAAGUCAGCAGUGAAGAAACAGCCUAGUACUGAAGAAGAGAGAACACAGAGUACCAAGAAGAGAGUUCAUGAACUGGUCAAACAAAUGAGUAUAUCUGCUGAAGAGUCAAGUCUGAUGAUGAAAAGUGGCUCGGAGAGCAGUUUAUCUGAAGCUGAAACUCUGAAGGAAGCUUCACGUCUUCAUGAAGAAAAAGAAGAGUGCUCGGAUAAUGAAUCGAGUAAUAGUUCAAUUAAUAAAUUAUGUCCAAAAAAUUCACAAUCGCCGACUGUAGUGAUGAGGCGGAAGAGUCGGGGGAAUCCGAUGUUUAGAAAAAGUGAAGGAGGUGGUAGAGCAGACAGUGAAGUUAUUCAGGCUCACGACUCAUCUCACAAUGUUAGCAAUGAUUCUGAUAGUGCAUUGAGGACUAGUAAAAGCGAUACCAGCUUGACUGAUAGUUUUGUUAUGGUUAAUGAAUCAGAUACUAAACCACGCAGGAUCAACCCACAAAAUAUUCUUAGAGAUGGAUUCAAGUGGCAGAGGCAGCUGGUGUUUAGAAGUAAACUAACAAUGCAUACAGCCUAUGAUCGGAAAGACAAUGCAGAGCCUGCUUCGAUAACAGCAUUGGCGGUGUCGAAAGAUCACAAAACAGUUUACGUGGGUGAUACUAGGGGUCGAGUGUUCUCGUGGAGUGUUUGCGAGCAACCUGGACGAACUGUCGCUGAUCAUUGGCUUAAAGACGAGGGCGCUGAUUCCUGUGUCGGUUGCGGAGUGAGAUUUAAUCUCUAUGAGAGACGACACCAUUGUCGCAAUUGCGGACAAGUAUUCUGUUCAAAGUGCAGUAGGUUCGAGUCGAAAAUAUCGAGACUGGGAAUUCUAAAACCUGUCAGAGUAUGCCAGGGAUGCUUUUCACAACUAAGAUCCCAAGGAUCAACUGACAGUAAUAACACUUAAUCGACUAGUGAUGUUGUUACUUUAGCACUGAAACUAGAAUCACAAUUGUCCGAUAAACCACCAAAUGUCCUCACAAUUAACUUCUAUAGAAACUUAUUAACCCUGUAAGUAUAUAUUUAUUAUAUGAACAAUGUAUAAACUGUUGGCACAUUUCAUCUGAAAUGACUCCGCGGUGAACUUCUCCCAGAAAGAGAAUGAGCCGUUAUUCACCCCCACUACUGAUAAUUUCUAAACUGCGCACGCGCGAGACAAAGUGGGCGUAAAAACUGAAGACACCCGAGGGCACUAUCUUGUUAGGACAAUUUUACUAUAAUUUUCGAUGAUGAAUUAUUUAUUGAUUGUUAAAAAAAAAAAAAAAAAAAAAAAGAAACUCUGGCGAACAGUUGACAGCUUGCGGUCCAGUACCUCCUACCGUACAAUCAUUUUUUUACGUUUAAAUAUUUACAAUUAUUAUUUUCUAUUAUUAUUACUCUGAUAAAUUUUUAUGUAUGAUAAAUAGUAAUUAAUGUCUAGAGGUUAAGGGCUGAUGCAUUACUUACAAACUGUGAUUUUUUUACUUGUCGCAAUUUACAACACUUGUUUUUUUAUUUUAUUUUAUUUUACAAUUUUAUCAAUCGAGAUAUUUUUUAAUAUAGAUUUAUUAUCAUUUUUUGAUUUAUUUAAAUUUGAUUUUAUCUUUUGACUCUCCAAUAAAUAAUUGAUCUUUUUAUUUAUUUUUAAAAAAUUACUGUGCUAUCAUAGACAAUACCAUACCAUAGAUUGCAUAAAAUGUGCUUGGAAAUAGUGUCAAUGUAGCAGACAUGAGAAAAUUAUGAAUUUUAAAUAAAUAAAUAAAAAUAAUGAAAUUUUAAAAAAAUGCGCGUACUGAGUUUUUAUUUAUAUCUUUAUACGCAUUUUUAAAUUUUCAUUCUAAUUAUAUUUUAUUUAUUUAUGAAAUUUAAAAAAUUGACAGGUCAGCUGCAUUGACACUCAUUGAAAAUACGUUCUAAGGAAUGAGUGUGAAUGUAGCAGCGUUUUAAAUUUGUCUGAUGACUGCUACAUUCACACUCAUUCUAAGGAAAGUUAAAUCAUACAACAAUUUACGGCUUAGCUUAAAACAAUAAUAAUAAUUACGUGUGUAUAGAUCUUUAAAUGUGGGAUUCUUUAGAAUCUAAUAGUUUGAUACCUAACAAUCAAGACCUACGGACAAAAACAACAAAAAAUAUACAAUGGGUGUGAAUGUACCUAACAAUUGUAAAUUUUUUAAAUUUUUGAAUAAAUAAAACGUCAGUAGAAUGAAAAUUUAAAAAUGCGUAUUUAGACAAUUUAAAAAUUAGUACGCGCCUUUUUUUAAAUUUCAUUUGAAUUAGUUUAUUUAUUUAAAAUUUAUAAAUUGUCUCAUCUGUUACAUUCACACUCAAUAAAAUAACUCCAUAAAUAAAUAAAAAAAAGUAUUUAUUCACUGAGUUCAAUCUUCUGAAAGGCAGCUUGCAUAUUUUAAUCGUAUCGAUAGAUAAUUUAGUGGAAUUGAUUUUAUUAAAUAAAAAUAAAAUAAAAAAAAAUGUAUUUUACAUUUUGUAACAAAUAAUAAUUAUAUUAAUAAAAAUAAUAAUAAUGCUGAGAUCUUUUGGAAGAUUGGUAAAUAUAUUUAUUAAUACUAAUAAUAAUAAUAAAAAAUAAUAAAUAAUAAAAGCAAAUUCUAAAGAAAAUUAUUAAGACCCAAGUAUUAGAACGGUGAUAAAUCCGUUGUAAAGCCAAAUGUAUAAGAACAAGGCUGAUAAUAAUGGUGUAAAAAUUGUACGGAAUUAAUAUGAUCUAUUGUUAUUAGUUAGUUAAUCGCAGAAAGAAAAAAAUUUAAUGUAGAGAGAAACCUGCAUUGAAUAGUUGAAAAAAAAACGUUUAUAGUAUAAAUAAAAUAUUUAGAUCCAUUGCAUUGAUAUUGAAAAAAGAACAACAAAUCUAUGAAAAGUAGACGUCAUUUAAUUAUAAAAAGAGUAAGGAUAUUAAUGAUGAAAUAAAGUUGGACUGUGAGAAUGAAAUUGAAUGAUAAAAAAAAAUAUAAAGGCUUUAUGUAAUGUGUAAACUUCUGUAUGGUUAAUUUUAAUUAAUUAUUGUAAUAAUAAUAAUAAUAAUAUAUAUUAUAAAGGCACAUAUAUGUAUUCUCUAGUCAAAAACGUCUGUGUGCCUUUAAAAUAAUUAUUUGUUGUUAAUUAUUAUUUGUUUGGUGACUUUAUUAUACGAGUGAUUAUAUUAUUUAAAUUAUUUUUACAGUAUUAAAUUUAAUAAUUUUAAAUAUAUAUAUUUAAAUUGUAUAUAAUAAUUAUGACAAUAUCCUUUAUACAUUAUAAUCAUUGCAUCGUUUUAUCUAUUCAAUACAAAUACAAAAAAAAUUUAUAUUGAACACAAAAGUUAUUUAUUUGAUAAGAGCUUUAAAAAUUUAGUUUAGUUCUUUUACAUUUUAGUCGUGAUUUUUAUUUUUUUUUUUAACUAACCCUAGUAAAUUUUUUGAAAUUAACGGCCAAAUUAGUCAACCGGCUGAAUAUUUAUGAAAACUUGAUUGAUGUAAAUUUUUUUUUUUUAUUUACAUAUGAAGUUAUUAUUGUAGUUAUGGAAGAAUGUAUGAAU
Microplitis demolitor is the source of this 13546-nucleotide messenger RNA. It is a transcript of the gene bchs, whose product is annotated as WD repeat and FYVE domain-containing protein 3. The transcript is spliced from 4 exons. Lineage: Eukaryota; Metazoa; Arthropoda; Insecta; Hymenoptera; Braconidae. Gene Ontology annotation, molecular function: metal ion binding; protein binding. The record is from RefSeq and is a predicted model, not a curated record. Bases 623 to 10942 code for a protein of 3439 amino acids.